This is a messenger RNA of Anopheles darlingi, 2114 nucleotides long. RefSeq names its product alkylated DNA repair protein alkB homolog 8. Bases 137 to 2011 code for a protein of 624 amino acids. Gene Ontology annotation, biological process: tRNA wobble uridine modification. NCBI's taxonomy places the organism in Eukaryota, Metazoa, Arthropoda, Insecta, Diptera, Culicidae. The record is from RefSeq and is a predicted model, not a curated record. Gene Ontology annotation, cellular component: cytoplasm; nucleus. Gene Ontology annotation, molecular function: S-adenosylmethionine-dependent methyltransferase activity; tRNA binding. The transcript is spliced from 3 exons.
ACUAAAAAUGCUCUUUGAAGAUCCUAGCGACAUCACGAAAUACGGUGGCCAAGUAACCAAACCGGUUCCGUAAUCAAGCCAUGAUCGGGUUUGUUUACAUUUUCUCGAAAUCGAGAAAAACGUGAAUGUCGUGAAAAUGCUGUCGAAAACUGGUGUAAAAAAGAUUGGAAAGAAAAUUAAAAGAUGCCAACUGCUGAUUGCAAAAGAUGCAGGGACUCAGUUUUCGGACGAGCCGAGCGAGUUCUUGUGCGUGUGCAACGCCGGCCUUUCAACGGGACUUGAACAAGAAGGGUUGCUGAAGGAGGUCCUGCUGCACGCUGACGAAGUGCAGACAAUUCAGAUGCCGCCUGGAAAGUCCUACUGCUAUCUGAGUUUCCUAUCGAUAGAUGCGGCUAAAUCCGUGUAUAAGGCCAUGAACGGAACGUGUCCCUUAGGACAAGAUGGGGCGGUCUUAUUGUUGGCAUUUUGCUGUGGUCUUCCGUGCUGCUUGACCAAUCCUUGGAGCGAACCGAUGCCUGACGGAUUGGUUGUGGUGCGCGAUUUCGUCGACACACAGCUUGAACAGGUACUGUUGGGAGCGGUUGAGUUUGGAGAGGUUCAGGAAUACAGCUCCGAGCAAACGGCGACAAAUGCUUUAAAAAAUCGUCAAGUGAAACAUUACGGUUACGAGUUUCUUUAUGGAACUAAUAACGUGGAUAAGACAAAGCCAUUAUUGGACCGCAAGAUACCGAGUGCCUGCGAUGAAUUGUGGCAAAGACUACAGAAAUUGCAUCCAAACCUGUGCUGGCACGUUCCGGAUCAAUUGACGGUUAAUCAAUACGAGCCUGGACAAGGCAUUCCGGCACAUGUUGAUACACACAGCGCCUUUGAAGAUCCGAUAUUGUCACUUUCGCUCGGAAGUGACAUCGUCAUGGAGUUCAAACAUGUCGCAACCGGUCGCCAAGCGUUCGUGGAUUUACCGGCUCGUUCUUUACUGAUCAUAUCUGGCGAGAGCCGCUACGUUUGGACUCACGGUAUUACACCUCGUAAACUGGACACAAUUUUGGUUCCCAAUGGAAACGGGCUGACCAUACGGAAGCGCCAACGGCGUAUUUCGUUAACAUUUCGCAAGCUUCGCCUUAGCGAGCAAUGUGACUGCUCUUUUUCCAACUGCUGCGAUUCAAAAAAACGAGUUUUUAAACAUCAUGCAGCUCUACUUGAGGCUCAUGCAGCUCUGGUUGAGGCAGAAAAUGUUCACCGAGUUUACAAUCAAAUAGCGAAACACUUUAGCGACACACGGCACUCGCCUUGGCCGAGGGUUGAAUCCUUCCUGCAAACUCUAAAUGCCGGUGACGUGCUACUUGAUGUUGGUUGCGGAAAUGGAAAAUAUUUAGGAUCGAAUUCUUCGGCCUUCAUGCUGGGCUGUGAUCGUAGCGACGGCUUGCUGCAGGUGUGCGGCGAUCGUGGUUUUAACGUGCUGCAGUGUGAUUGUCUUGCCUUACCCUUACGUGAUGGUUCCGCGGAUGCAUGCAUCAGCAUUGCCGUGCUACACCAUCUUGCCACAACGGCACGACGACGGAAGGCGAUUUCGGAAAUGAUCCGCGUACUACGCACCGGCGGACGAGCACUGAUUUAUGUAUGGGCCAAAAAUCAGGAAGAAAACGCCAACAAGUCAAGCUAUCUAAGACAAAAUAAGCAAAACAACAAAAAAGUAACGUCAGUCAGUGCUGCAAAGACGGUGUCUUCUAUUGCUUCCAUGGAAUGCGUUGCAGGAUUGCCGGAAUGUACGUUACCCGUGCAUACGAAUCGGACUCCAUUUCAACAUCAAGAUCUGCUAGUGCCAUGGAAACUACGAACAGAAAGCAACGAAGCAACAGAAAAACAAACGUUUCUUCGCUUCUACCAUGUCUUUGAAAAAUACGAAUUGGAGCAAAUCUGUCUUGAUAGUGGUCAAAACAAUGUACGAAUUGUUGAAAGCUUUUACGAUCAGGGGAAUUGGUGUGUUGUAAUGCAGAAAAUAGAACCAAUGUAAGUAAAAUAAUCCACACUACUUUUUUGUAACACACACACACACACACACACACACUACUCCUUUAGUCUUUAUUAGCUCCUUCUUCGGCUUUUUCUGCCGUAUA